UCUUAUUUUUUCACAAACUGCAAACUGAAUCGAAUCCGUUGAAAAAGCCAUUGAAAGCCAAAUAGCAUUACUUUUGUCAAUCAACCUUUACCAAAAUUCAAGUUUUGCUUACUGCAAAGCAGACGUAUUGAAUGCAAUUAGCAGGAAGAUGAAGCUGUAAUGGUGCAAUUUAGACAGUCAAAUUUCUCGGCUUCAGCUGUUCAAACGAGUAAAAUCUGUCUCUGUCUCUGUCUCUGUCUCUAUCAAACGUCAUAAUUUUUUAGAUUCGUUCAAGAGAAAGAAUCUUACUUGGAAACCUUCCAUUUUUGUAGUCUUGUAAAUUUUUAUUUCUUUAACCCCACAUCAAUAAAAAAUUCAGAGGACAAUAAGUUUCUCAUUCUUGCAGCUGACAAGCAUUCAAUUAUCAAUUCAUUCGCAUUGCCAUUUCGUGCAAAGAAUCUUCAAACUCCAAAGCUCUCAUUAGUUGAUACCUUUUCAUAAAUUCAUCGCAAAUCUUGUGAGUUUUGAUCUUCUGGAGGAUCUGAUCCAAAUUGAAUUAGGCGAUUGGGUUUCUGUUAUUUCUUGAUUGAUCUGGGUUGUAUAGGUUUAGCCUAAAUUUUCUUGAACAAGAAAGAGGUGGAAUUUUUUUUUAGUCUAACGUUGUGCUGCACUUGAUUUGACUCGUGCUUUUACAAGAAAUUAAGGUUAUUUAUAGUUGUAAAACUGUUAAUGGCUGCGGAAGAAUUGGUUGAGCUCAAAUUCAGACUUGAUGAUGGAAGUGAUAUUGGACCAAUCAAAUACAGUUCCAGUACAACUGUGGGAUUUCUCAAAGAAAAGAUAAUUACACAAUGGCCCAAAGAUAUCAUUCGUACUGCAGACAAAGGAAAUGGGCCAAAAUCUAUAGAUGAUUUAAAGCUUAUUAACGCAGGAAUGAUUCUGGAAAAUAACAGAACACUUAGGGAAUCACGAUUGCCACUCACUGAAGUUCCUGGAGGUGUAAUCACUAUGCAUGUCGUCGUGCGUCCUCCUCUUCCUGACAAAAAUACUGAUAAACUCAAAAAUGAUGCCAUGAACAAAUGUGGAUGUUCCUGCUCUAUCUUGUAAGCGACCUAACAAAUUUGUGCUUCCCAAAUGUUCGUGCUGGAUUGAAUUCAGGAAUGUCACACCUGUCAACAGAUUCAAAGCAGGGACGCCAAGUUUACUUGUCCAUCUCCGUUGGCGCACAAGAUCUCGAUAGAUAAAUGAGCAAAAUCUGAAGGAUUUCUUGAGAAUAGAUUACACAUUACUUGUCACUGGUAUAUUUGGCUCUCUUUUGCACGUAUAACAAAAUUCAGAACUUGUAUUAGAUUGUGUUUGGAUGCAUAGCAUACGAAUGAAAGGUCGAAUGUGUUAUAAAAUCAUAAGAAUCGUCAAAAAACAAUUCAAAUUUAUAAAUUUGAAUCUAAUUUCAAGUCCAACAUUCUUAUUUCUAAGACAGGAAAGACAUAUUUAAUCAAUAGAUUAUCCAUACAUAAUUAGUUACAACAAAGAGAAGGGAGAAUACUUGAUGAGGUAAAAGGAUCAAAAGACUGUAAGGU
This is a messenger RNA of Olea europaea var. sylvestris, 1556 nucleotides long. Its product is annotated as membrane-anchored ubiquitin-fold protein 6-like. The coding region runs from base 709 to 1083 and encodes 124 amino acids. NCBI's taxonomy places the organism in Eukaryota, Viridiplantae, Streptophyta, Magnoliopsida, Lamiales, Oleaceae. The transcript is spliced from 3 exons. Gene Ontology annotation, molecular function: protein binding. The record is from RefSeq and is a predicted model, not a curated record.